Molecule: messenger RNA, 5485 nt
Organism: Manis pentadactyla (Chinese pangolin)
Lineage: Eukaryota; Metazoa; Chordata; Mammalia; Pholidota; Manidae
Gene: CCDC146
Product: coiled-coil domain containing 146
Exons: 18
Coding region: 2491-5358 (955 amino acids)
Cellular component (GO): cytoskeleton
Source: RefSeq, a predicted model, not a curated record
UUUCUCGUGUCCCCUGCCCACUACAUUAUGUGUGCUAAUCGUAAUGCCCCUUUUUCCCCCUUAUCCCUCCCUUCCCACCCAUCCUCCACAGUCCCUUUCCCUUUGGUAACUGUUAGUCCAUUCUUGGGUUCUGUGAGUCUGCUGCUGUUUUGUUCCUUCAGUUUUCUCUUUGUUCUUAUACUCCACAGAUGAGUGAAAUCAUUUGAUACUUGUUUUUCUCCACCUGGCUUAUUUCACUGAACAUAAUACCUUCUAGCUCCAUCCAUGUUGUUGCAAAUGGUAGGAUUUGUUUUCUUCUUAUGGCUGAAUAAUAUUCCAUUGUGUAUAUGUACCACAUCUUCUUUAUCCAUUCAUCUACUGAUGGACACUUAGGUUGCUUCCAUUUCUUGGCUCUUGUAAAUAGUGCUGUGAUAAACAUAGGGGUGCAUAUGUCUUUUUGAAACUGGGCUGCUGCAUUCUUAAGGUAAAUUCCUAAGAGUGGAAUUCCUGGGUCAAAUGGUAUUUCUAUUUAGAGUUUUUUGAGAAACCUCCAUACUGCUUUCCAUAAUGGUUGAACUAGUUUACAUUCCCACCAACAGUGUAGGAGGGUUCCCCUUUCUCCAGAUCCUCACCAACAUUUGUUGUUGUUUGUCUUUUGGAUGGUGGCCAUCCUAACUGGUGUGAGGUGAUAUCUCAUUGUGGUUUUAAUUUGCAUUUCUCUGAUGAUUAGGAAUGUGGAGCAUCUUUUCAUGUGCCUGUUGGCCAUCUGAAUUUCUUCUUUGGAGAACUGUCUGUUCAGCUCCUCUGCUCAUUUUUCAAUUGGCUUAUUUGCUUUUUGUUUGUUGAGGUGUGUGAGCUCUUUAUAUAAUUUGGAUGUCAACCCCUUAUCGAUAUGUCAUUUAUGAAUGUAUUCUCCCAUACUGUAGGAUGUCUUUUUGUUCUAUUGAUGGUGUCCUUUGCUGUACAGAAGCUUUUUAGUUUGAUAUAGUCCCACUUGUUCAUUUUGCUUUUGUUUCCCUUGCCCAGGGAGAUAUGUUCAUGAAGAAGUUGCUUGUGUUUAUGUCCAAGAGAUUUUUGUCUAUUUUUUUUCUAAGAGUUUUAUGGUUUCAUGACUUAUAUUCAGGUGUUUGAUCCAUUUCAAGUUUACUUUUGUGUAUGGGGUUAGACAAUAAUCCACUUUCAUUCUCUUACAUGUAGCUGUCCAGUCUUGUCAACACCAGCUGUUGAAGAGGCUGUCAUUUCCCCAUUGGUCCAUGGCUCCUUUAUCAUAUAUUAAUUGAGCAUAUAUGCUUUGGUUUAUGUCUGGGCUCUCUAUUCUGUUCCACUGGUCUAUGGGUCUUUUCUUGUGCCAGUACCAAAUUGUCUUGAUUACUGUGGCUUUGUAGUAGAACUUGAAGUCAGGGAGUGUAAUUCCCCCAGCUGUAUUCUUCCUUCUCAGGAUUGCUUUGGGUAUUCGGGGUCUUUUGUGGUUCCAUAUGAAUUUAGAACCAUUUGCUCUAGUUCAUUGAAGAAUGCUAUAGGUAUUUUGAUAGGGAUUGCACUGAAUUUGUAGACUGCUUUAGGCAGGAUGGCCAUUUUGACAAUAUUAAUUCUUCCUAGCCAAGAGCAUGGGAUGAAUUUCCAUUUAUUAGUGUCCUUUUUAAUUUCUCUUAAGAGUGUCUUGUAGUUUUCAGGGUAUAGGUCUUUCACUUCCUUGGUUAGGUUUAUUCCUAGGUAUUUUAUUCUUUUUGAAGCAAUUGUGAAUGGAAUUGUUUUCCUGAUUUCUCUUUCUGCUAGUUCAUUGUUAGUAUAUAGGAAUGCAACAGAUUUCUGUGUAUUAAUUUUGUAUCCCACAACUUUGCUGAAUUCAGAUAUUAGAUGUAGUAGUUUUGGAGUGGAUUCUUUAGGGGUUUUUUUUUUUGAGCUUAUGUUUUGAAAGUGAAGUCUGGUAUGACAAUUGAGCAGGCACAUGAGAAGCAGAGAGAGGCCAGGUGGCAGUGCACACAAGCACAGGCCCGAGCUGUGGCCAUAGCAGGCAGUGCAGGUAUCGGGCAAUUAGGCUGGUAGCCUGGUACACAGAUGCAGGCCUCAGGCUAUCUGGGGCACCAUGGGGUGUUGGUUUUCAUUCUUUCAAAAAUGAUUUUAAUUAACUCUGUGUUCUGUUUUAAGGGUGAACUUUACAUUUAUUUUGCAGUCAAUUAAUAGUAAUUGAGUGUGCCAAUGCUCAGUAAACAAAAUUCCUUCCCUGCCCGCAUGAAGCUUACUUUCUGGCUAUAUAAUUUUUUUUCAGUUAAUGUAAUAAUAGUUUACUUUUUAAAAUUAGAAUUAUUGAUCUGUGUGUUGCGAGAGAGUCUUUAAAACAAAGCAGCCUCUUGAUAACAUAUUUAUAGCUGACUUUCCUGACCUAUAAUUUCACUGGAAAAUAACUUACUCUAGUUGAAUUUUGCUUGCUUUUAUGUCCCAUUAAUUCUAGUUUGUAAAGACAUCCUAAAUAGCUGAAUACGGAAUGAUUUUAUUUUAGAAUUUUGAAAAAUGGAAGACAGUACCACAGACACAGAACAAGAGGAAGAAGAGAAAGAUGAGAAGGAUCAAGAAGGGGCCAUUUAUGUUGCAGUGCCCACAAUUAAUAUCCGAGAUGAGCGGUUUGCUGAUUUAGCUACAACUCCAGCUUUCAUUUGUCUGCAUGAGUUACAUGCUACGGGAAAACUUCCUGGAACCAGAAUGGCAGAGUUAAAAGCCAAGUAUACUUUGCUGCAUGAUACUGUGGUAAGCACACAAGAGUCUGAGGUCCAACUGCUACAGGAUGCCAAACAUUUCACUGACCAAAUUCAGCAACAGCAGUUUCAUCUGCAGCAAGCUGAUGAUUUUCCAGAGGCAUUCACCACCGAGGUCUCCAGAAUGAGAGAGCAACUUCUUAAGUAUCAAAAUGAAUAUAAUGCAGUGAAGGAGAGGGAGUUCCAUAAUCAGUACAGACUACAUAGCUUAAUGGAAGAAAAAAGCCUCAUAAUUAAGGAAUUUGAGAAGAUACCUAAGCCAGGAGAAAUGGAGAAGAAGAUGAGAAUAUUGAAAGAAAGCACAGAAGAGUUACGUAAGGAAAUAAUGCAGAAGAAACUAGAAAUUAAAAAUUUACAGGAGGAUUUGAUAUCUAAGCAAAAACAAUUACUAAAGGAGCAGAAGGAACUAGAAGAAUUGGUGGAGUUCCAGGUCAAUCUAAAGGAUGAAGUGGUCCACCAUCAAGCCCUUCCUGUACAAAUUGGAAAAGAGACAGAAAAAACAACACGCAAAAAAGUGGAAAUGGAAAAGAAAAAAAUGGUCUUGGAAGAUGAACUCAAAGAGCUAAAUGAUUCCCUAAAGAAAGUUGAAACCAAAAUUAAUGCCGUAAUGGAAGAGAAGGAGGAUGUAAUAAAAGACGUUGAAGGCAAACGAGCCUUACUUGAAAUGAAAGAACGAGAAUAUAACCAAUUGGUUAAACUAUUGGAACUAACGAGAGAGAAUGAAGCAACUUCACAGACUGAAAGAGGGAUCUUGGAUCUCAAUUUACGGAACUGUCUCAUUGACAAGCAGAACUACCAUGACGAACUUUCUCAUAAGCAACGAGAGAAAGAACGAGAUUUUCGAAAUUUAAAGAAGAUGGAGCUCCUCCUGAAAGUGUCCUGGGAUGCACUCACGCACACUCAAGCGCUGCACCAAAGGCUCCUGUUAGAGAUUGAAGCUAUCCCUAAAGAUGAUUCAACAUUAGCUGAGAGAAGGAGAGAACUCCACAAGGAAGUCGAAGUAGCUAGGAGGAAUUUGACCCAACAGAAAAUCCUUUCAGAAACUGAGUCUAAGUUAAUAGAACAGCAACUUGAAGAAGAAAACAGGCUUUUAAAGGAGCAAGAAAACAUGCGAGAACUUGUAUUCAACCUUGUCCGUAUGACUCAAAUCAAAACUGAUGAAAAGGAGCAAAAAUUCAAGGAUUUCCUGAAAGCUCAGCAAAAAUAUACCAGCAUUGUUAAGGAGAUCAAAGCAAAAGAUCUUGAAAUCAGGAUACACAAGAAGAAAAAUCGUGAAAUUCAUCGGAGACUCAGAGAGUUUGCUAAAUUGUACAACACUAUGCAAAAUGAAAGAAACAAGUUUGUUAACUUACUUCACAAAGCUCACCAGAAAGUAAAUGAAAUAAGAGAAAGGCAUAAAAUGUCAUUAAAUGAAUUGGAAAUUUUAAGAAACAGUGCAGUUACUCAAGAAAGAAAGCUACAGAAUUCGAUGCUGAAACAUGCCAACAAUGUUACCAUCAGAGAAAGCAUGCAAAACGAUGUGUGCAAAAUUGUAGCAAAACUUCAGGAACUGCAAGAGAAGAAGGAAGCUCAGUUAGGUAACAACGACAGACUUGUCAAUAUGAUCACAAAGAUUGAAGAGGAGAUGGUGCAGCUUCGGAAAAAAUACGAGAAAGCCAUUCAGCGUCGAAAUGAAAGUGGUGUGCAGUUGGUAGAGCGGGAAGAAGAAGUAUGCAUUUUUUAUGAAAAAAUAAAUAUCCAAGAGAAGAUGAAACUAAAUGGAGAAAUUGAAAUGCACAUCCUAGAAGAAAAAAUCCGAUUUCUGAAACUGAAGAUUGCUGAGAAACAAAGACAGAUUCAUGUGGCCCAGCAAUUACUGCCUGCCAAGAGGUCGCUGGAUGCCGACUUAGCAGUGCUCCAGAUUCAGUUCUCACAGUGUACAGACAGAAUAAGAGACCUGGAGAAACAGUUUGUAAAUCCUGAGGGUAAGAACAGAACCCGCUUCCUUCCAGGGAAAAACAUGACUGAAGAAGAGAUGGUCAAAAAAUUGGAUGCGCUGCAACUGCAGCUUGCCAGGAAGGAGGAGAAGUUAUUGGAGAAGGAUUUCAUCUACGAACAGGUCUCCCGGCUCACCAACCGACUCUGCAGCAAAACUCAGGCCUACAAGCAGGACACGCUGCUCUUAGCCAAGAAGAUGAAUGACUACCGGAAAAAGAUCAAAGAUGCUACUGAAAAAAUGAUGGCUCUCGUUGCUGAGCUGUCCAUGAAACAAGCUCUGGCCAUUGAACUCCAAAAGGAAGUCAGGGAGAAAGAGGACUUCAUCUUCUCCUGUAGUUCCAGGAUGGAAAAGGGUCUGCCACUCAAAAAAGAGAUUGAGAGAGAAUGGCUGAAGGUACUUCGAGAUGAAGAAAUGUAUGCCUUCGCCAUUGCUGAAAAGUCUCGGGAGUCUUUGGAAGCAGAUAAUCGCCAGCUGCCCACUGGUGUUUACACAACUGCAGAACCACGUCCAAAUGCAUACAUCCCAGAGGCAGAGACCACUCUUCCUUUGCCAAAACCAUAUGGUGCUCUGGCUCCUUUCAAGCCCAGUGAACCUGGGGCCAAUAUGAGACACAUAAGGAAACCUGUUAUGAAGCCCAUUGAGAUCUGAAGGUGUGAACCAAUCCAGGCUUCUCAUGGAGACACUUCAACCAGCCUUCCUCAUAUCCAGCUCGCAAAGUCGGCAUAAUAGCUCUAAAUUACAGACAGAUCACAUUAUCCACAAUUGAUAAACAGUG